CUAACGUUAGUCCACGAAUGCCUGUGGAUCUGUAGGCUAGACUGGAUAGUUAGGCUUUGUUGAAAUUCACAAACAAGAAAAACAAGAGCCGCACAGCUUCAGGAUGCAAGCGAUCAACUUGGACACGUUCAGCCUGUCGCUGCUGACCGCUAAAGAGGACAUCCUGAACGGCCGCGCAUCCACAGACUGGGCGUUGUUUGCAUAUGAUGGAUUCACCAACAACCUGAAGCUCUUUGAUUCUGGAAAUGGAGGCUUGACAGAAUUGGCCCAGAAGUUUCACAUUGCCAAACCCAUGUAUGGACUGUGCAGGAUUGCACUGCCCGACGUGGGACAACCACGGAUAGUCCUGAUCUGCUGGGUUGGAGAUGAUGUGGAAGAGUAUCGAAGAACAGAAUGUGCAAGUCACGUGCCUGCAGUCAAAAACUUGUUUAAGGAAGCCCACGCGUUCAUCAGUGCCUCUAAUACAGAAGAGUUGACUGAGGAAAAGAUUGCAGCUUUUCUGGCGAACAUUCGACCACCGAUGGAGAGAUUUAGAAGAAAUUCAAGACCAACAGAGAAAGAAGAGACAGUGGGAACAAACUACAGGAAGACGAACGCUGCCAUGGAGAUGAGACGGAUUAACAGAGACUCCUUCUGGGCACGUGCAGAGCGUGAGGAAGAGGAGAGGAAGGAGGCGGAGAAGAGGAAGGCUGCGGAGGACAGGAGACGCCGGGAGAGAGAACGAGUUCUGCAGGAAAAGAAAGAGGCAGAGGAGAGAGACAGAAAGAUGAAUGAAAAACUGCAGAUGAUCGAGGAGCAAAGGAAAUUGGAUGCCAAACGUCAAGAAGAAAUGAGAAGACAUGAGAAAUCUCGAUGGGAGAUGCAGCAGAGAGAGCAUGAAGAGGAGAUGAGGGCUCGCCUCAGACGCAGCGAGUCCAUAGAGAAAGCAGCCGAGGCAGCGGCCCUCGUUUCCCAGCGCUCCAUGAACCCACGGGAGUUUUUCAGGCAACUGUCACAAAGCUCCACCAGCCCAAUGUCCCCACGCUCAGGCAAACCUCCAUUCCGUCGUUACCAGCGCAGUUUGACAGACACCGCCUUCAUCUUUGAGAAAGCCAGCACCAGUAGCGGUCCCACUUCUCCACUCAGUCCCUCUGUCACCUCCCCUUUCUCUCGCACACCGACUAGCCCCUUCAAUCGCUGCACGUCCCCAACCAGUCCAGGCUUCCGUCCAAUAACAUCUCCCCAAAGCCCUCGCGCCCCAAUGAGGACUCCUCCCACAUCUCCUAUUGAGUGCUCUGAACCACCCGUGUUCUCUCUGCCCAGCCUGCCAGGUUCCAAAGCUCCUCCACCUCAGUCCUCCCUUCCUGAGCUCCCUGCUAUCGCUGAAUCUUCAAGUGUGGUCGAGAAUAAAUCAUCCAGUGUAGAUGUUAGUGAGCAGGAACCUGCUACUGUCCCAGAUACUCCAUCUGCACCCCUGCCUGAGAACCCAAUUCCAUUAAAGGAGCUCCUCAUUGACACGUGCAUGCCGAGUGAGAUAGAGGAAGAGUUGAACAUUAUAGUUGGCCCAGUGCAAGAAGAGGCAACCUUACCACUGGAAGCAUGCACCGCUUGUCUUCCAUCCACAGAAACAACCUUCAGCUCGCAGGAUCUAGCUAAAGUGGAGGAGGCUGUCAUGCCACGAACAGAAUCCAUUGCAGUUUCCCCUCUUAUUGAGGUGGAGGAACCUAUAGAGGAGGAAGAACCAGAGCAGGAGGGAGCUGAUGAAUUAGUAGAGUUUGGUUCAAGCGGGGAACAACCAGAGUCUGAAACAUCAGCCAGUGAUGAACCAACCCUGGUGGAAGAGAUUGAAGCUGAUGUUAGAGAUGAAACAGAGGUGUAUAUGGAGGAGACUAAGAACUUUGUAAUUGAAGAAGAAAGGCCAGACCAAAAUGGUGUAUGUCCUCAGAAUGGUACAGCCAAGGAAUAUGAUGAUUCCUCUGACCACAGCACACCAGAGAAGUGUACUUACAUAGUCAAUCGCGAGGAAACCGAUGAAGAUGCCCAAAGUGAAGAGGCAGAGAACGGAGAGUCCUCAGCAGACAGGACGCUUCUACGUGUGCGAGCGCUCUAUGACUACCAAGCAGAGGAUGACACAGAGAUUUCUUUCGAGCCCGGGGACAUCAUCAUGAACGUGGAAACAGUUGACAAAGCCUGGUGGAGGGGUUUCAGCAAAGAUGGCCGCCAAGGACUCUUCCCUUCCAACUAUGUAGAGACCAUCUAAGGACUUCAGUUUUCUUUCAGAGACAGUUCUUUGUCUCUUCGAUUCAGUACCAGCACUCAGGGACCAAACGCUUUGAGGUAUCCAGCAGAGGGAGCUAAAAACAGGCUCCAAGUCUUCUGGCUGUACCACAGUGAAGGUACUAAGAGACCAAUAGGACAAAAGAGACAACAGAAAAAUAAUUGCUUGGGCAGCAGUCUUAUGUAUGGCGCAGUGAGACAGGUUGCUUGACGUUAUUCCAAACCAUAUACUGGUUAUUGUUUUUUUUUUGUUUAUUUUUAUUACCUAUGAAUUGGCUCAGCAGUAUGUUUGAUUCUUGGUUAUGUUUCUAACACAAAAGUCAGUCAUUAUUAUGAUAUUGACUGAUUUAUGGCUUUGUAAUGCUAAUGUUAGAUAUGGUAACUAUAAGCCUUCAUUACAGCUGCAUUUAGAGCAUGUAUCGUUUUAUUGUUUGUUAUCGGGAUGAUCCCUGUAUUACUUAUAAAGUUUCUAUGAUGCUGCUGAGCAGAUUUUGAUCCACUUUUAUAUGUAUUUACAUUAGGCUUGGGCAAUAUUGAUUUCUCCCUGCUCAUGAUUUACAUUUGCAGCAUUUGGCAGACGUCCUUAUCCAGAGCGACUUACAUUUAUCUCAUUCAUACAACUGAGCAGUUGCGGGUUAAGGGCCUUGCUCAAGGGCCCAGCAGUGGAAGUUUGGUGGUGCUGAUUUUUGCAGUAUGAUAUUAACUAUAUACUUGUCUAAUGAUAGUUAAGUCAAACAUGCAGUGAUGGAUUUUAUUUCAUAUUAAUGAACGCAAGAUAUUCUCCAUUAACCAUGAGAGAAAGCAAGGGCACAUGAGAUGGAGAGAAAGGGGGUGGGGCUUCUAGCAGUGUCAGUUAAUAUCAGCGAGUCCAGUACACCUGUGCAAAUCAUUCCAGAUCCAUGUGUCAGUUGGUUCAUCUCCCGUUUUAUUGGGGAGAAGAGCACCCCUUCUAUCGGUGUAUUUUUGAGUGAGAACUUGUAUUAGAGUACCCUAAAGUGUGGUGCUCCUACGCAACAUGCGCAACCGGUGGCAGGUCUUUUAAUAAUAUAAAUGUAAUAUCAUGCAGGGAUGAUAAAAUUGUUAUAUUGCACAAGCUUAAUGUAUACCCAAAUUCAUUCUGUAUCUUUUGGGUAAUGCUGAGGUGAGGAUGUCUUUCUACUAACCAACACCUGACUGAGGUCAAAUAAGGCAGUAUGCUUUUAUACUGAACUUGUGCUGAGCGAAACAUUUACAUUUUUACAAAUUAAGUGCAGGCUCAUUGAUGUAACACCAUACAUACAACAACAUAAGCAAAUUAUUUAUCACCGACAUGAUAAAUCUAUCCACUAACUUCUCUAGCAUGAAAUUUACCAGUAUGACCCAUUUUCAACUCUUUUUUUUUUGUAUCAAAUAUUGUUAGGUAAGGAUUCAACAGAACUUCACUCUACUAUUUUAUACCCAAUGACCACCUGACAGCUUCUUGUGUCUCUUUUACUUUUUCAACAAUUAAUUAAAGAUCUAUAUCUUGUA
This is a messenger RNA of Ictalurus furcatus (blue catfish), 3765 nucleotides long. RefSeq names its product drebrin-like protein A. The transcript is spliced from 16 exons. NCBI's taxonomy places the organism in Eukaryota, Metazoa, Chordata, Actinopteri, Siluriformes, Ictaluridae. Gene Ontology annotation, molecular function: actin filament binding. The coding region runs from base 104 to 2239 and encodes 711 amino acids. Gene Ontology annotation, biological process: positive regulation of dendritic spine morphogenesis; postsynaptic actin cytoskeleton organization; positive regulation of axon extension. The record is from RefSeq and is a predicted model, not a curated record. Gene Ontology annotation, cellular component: postsynaptic membrane; actin filament; cortical actin cytoskeleton.